AUGGCGAAGCAAAGCAGCAUUUUCAAUUUUUUCAAUAAGUCUCCGCCACCUGUUCGGAAGGCGAAACCGAGUCCCUCGCCUACAGAAGCUGACUUGCCAUCCUCGGUUCGAAAAAACAACAACUCGCCAAAAGAUGAAACUAAGCAAGCAUCUCAAACUCCGACCACUAAAAAGACUCCUGCAAAACCACACAAUGCAAAAGCGAUCAAAGGCGGAUUCGGAAAACUCUUUGGGAAUAAGACACCAACAGUAAAUGAGAGGUAAGGCAGAUCUAAAGUUACUUAGCAAGCUAGCACAAGAACAACGUUGCUCUGAUGUGGCCUUGCGGUAGCUAGCUAGCUAACUAUAGUUCGUGUGGUAAUGACGUUUGAUUUGUGAACUACCUAGCUAAAAGGAUCGUCGACACAGAGACGUUAUGCAAGGUAAUACGAUUAACUUGUCAGUUGAUGGUAGUGAUUUGUCUAUCAAAUCAAAUGUUAUUUGUCACAUGCGCCGAAUACAACAGGUGUAGACCUUACAGUGAAACGCUUACUUACAAGCCCUUAACCAACAAUGCAGUUUUAAGAAAAAUAAGUGUUAAGUAAAAAAUAACAAAACAAUUUAAAUAACAAAUGAUUGAAGAGUUGCAGUAAAAUUACAGUAGCGAGGCUAUAUACCGGUACAGAGUUAAUGUGCGGGGGCACAGCAGGUUAGUCGAGGUAAUGUAGGUAGAGUUAAAGUGACAAUGCAUAGAUAAUAAACAGAGAGUAGCAGCAGCGUAGUGGAGGAGGGGGUGAAAAAUGCAAAUAGUCCGGGUAGCCAUGAUUAGCUGUUCAGGAGUCUUAUGGCUUGGGGGUAGAAGCUGUUAAGAAGCCUUUUGGACCUAGACUUGGCACUCCGGUACCGCUUGCCGUGCGGUAGCAGAGAGAACAGUCUAUGACUAGGGUGGCUGGAGUCUUUGACAAUUUUUAAGGCCUUUCUCUGAUACCGCCUGGUAUAGAGGUCCUGGAUGGCAGGACGCUUGGCCCCAGUGAUGUACUGGGCCGAACGCACUACCCUCUGUAGUGCCUUGCGGUCGGACUUCGAUGUGCACCCAUUGUCUGACUGUUGCUGAUGGAGAAAUUAUCCAUUCUGAUCAAGCAUGUCAAUGUACACUGUAACAUGCAUGCGUCCUCAUUUGGUGGAGAACAUGUCAUGUAAUUCAACACUUGCAUGCGACUGGCAUGAAUGGGGGUCAUGGGUGGAGUAAACCCAGGGUGACCACUUACAGAUGUGGUCACCAGAUGGUUUGUUUUUCAAUGUAGCUAGGAGGCCAAUAUUUAGAGGGACAAGGCAUCAUAUCUUCACUUCAAUGUAAAACAAAUCAGUGAGGGAACUCUAGAUGCGUCCCAAUCUCUUUCCUACUGAAGUGUGCACUCUUUCACUGCUCCCCACAAAUGUAAAAAGCGUUGGAUAGACGUGUGCUAGAGUAGACGAGGGAGUUGCCAUACCAGUAAUUUCAUUUAAAAUCCAUGAAGAGAGGUAAACAAGUGGAGAAAGGAGAGAUUAUUUCUAGGCAAACCAUUGUCUGUAUUAUUCUCCAUCUUCUUUUCUUCCAGUCCAUUCAGUGCUGGAGCCUUGGUGUAGGCCAAGCUAGAAGGGCACCCCUGGUGGCCGUGUAUGGUAGUGCCCCAGCCCCUCUGCGGGCAGCAGAUGAGGGGCAGGGGUAAAACCCAGCCCCUGCACGUCCACUUCCUCGACGAGCCUCCGACCAGGGGCUGGGUCAGCACCAAAUGCAUCCGCGAGUAUCACGGUGAGAAAGCUGUGGUUUACCUGUGGAAAACUCCCUGCCUUUACUAUCUACAGGGUGCUACGUCACCACCUGUGCACAUGGACAUCAAUGGUCUAUCUAUUAUAGGUUAGCCUGGUCUCAGAUCUGUUUGUGCUGUCAUGUAGCCUGGUCCCAGAUCUGUUUGUGCUGUCAUGUAGCCUGGUCCCAGAUCUGUUUGUGCUGUCAUGUAGCCUGGACCCAGAUCUGUUUGUGCUGUCAUGUAGCCUGGUCCCAGAUCUGUUUGUACUGUCAUGUAGCCUGGUCCCAGAUCUGUUUGUGCCGUCUUGCCAACGCUUAUGUUUGUUGUCAUGAAUGACAAUCACCAUUGGAGUUAGCACGACGGCACGAGCAAAUCUGGUAUAAGGCUAAUUCUAGCUAUGCUAUGGCGAGUGAGGAUGAAUACAAGAUGUCAGUUAAGAUUUAAGCUAUAUUUCUACAGCAAUAACUUCUCCAAAACAUGCCUUGUAUUGAUUCUAGAGCCAUAUACACUUUGGAGUGUACUAAAAAUAAUGUCCUUUCUCAUUUGUACUCCCUCCCAGGCUCAGACAGGAGUGAUGCUAUGACAGGAGGGCUGUUCUUCAGUGGUAAGCCUGUGAUCCGCAGGGCCAUGGAGCUGGCUGAUGCUGCUCUGCUGCAGACGGCUCAGAGACCAGACUGA
Messenger RNA from Coregonus sp. 'balchen', 2447 nucleotides. The record is from the annotation of a GenBank genome assembly. Lineage: Eukaryota; Metazoa; Chordata; Actinopteri; Salmoniformes; Salmonidae.